Mus musculus (house mouse) is the source of this 10393-nucleotide messenger RNA. It is a transcript of the gene Shank1, whose product is annotated as SH3 and multiple ankyrin repeat domains 1. Bases 1133 to 7636 code for a protein of 2167 amino acids. Gene Ontology annotation, biological process: positive regulation of dendritic spine development; synapse maturation; maintenance of postsynaptic density structure. The transcript is spliced from 24 exons. The record is from RefSeq and is a predicted model, not a curated record. Gene Ontology annotation, cellular component: membrane; excitatory synapse; synapse. Gene Ontology annotation, molecular function: somatostatin receptor binding; G protein-coupled receptor binding; SH3 domain binding. Lineage: Eukaryota; Metazoa; Chordata; Mammalia; Rodentia; Muridae.
CUCCCCCAAAGUCAGCAGUACCCUCCACUGCUUCCCAUCUCCAUGGCAACGGUGCAGGAGCCGGGCCUGGUGUGGGGUGGGAGGGACCAGACCAGACAUUCUGCUUUCCGGUUCUAGAGUGGGGAGUAGGGGGUGGCAAACAGGAGAGAAGAGGACCGCAUUUGGAAUGGAGCCACCCCUCAGUAGGCCACUUUGAGAGGGACGACCCUCCCCAUCUCCUGGUCCCCAUAUUGUUGCAGCUCACUUCUUAGCUUCCUCCCCAGACACCCCACCCAAUCCAAAUUCUCCUCGGUGGAGCCUCCAGUACCAAGCAGUGCCAGCCCACCCACCCUGCUGUGCCAUUCCUGAAACACCCACAGGUCACCUGCAGCUGCCCACACCCACCCAGGCCACCACAGCUUGUCACCUGGACUUUCCAGCCAGAGCCAGGGCCAGCCUCCCUAUCCACCCACACAUCCUCUUCACACGCCCCAGUAACCUCUCAUCAUGGGUCUCUUGGGCCCAGCUCAGGGGAACUUCUCUUUUCUGUUCAUCCACCCCCACUCGUGUCCCUCCAUCCCCUACAGGGACAGCUCAUUCCCCAGCAGCAGCCCUCUAAACAUGUGGUCAGCCACACUUCAGUGAAGUCACCAGCUCUCGGGCACCUCCUGCUGCCCCAGGCUCAAAACUCACACCUCCAUCUCACCUUUACUAUAAAAGUCAGUCUCCACCUCCCUGGGGUGAAGGGGCCAGGCUCCGGCCAGGAGGGCAGGAUGCCGGGGUGGAUUGGUCCACCUGUCUGUCCUUAGCUAAUUUUAGCUUCAUUUUUUUGUAGUUUGACAAAGUGGGCCACUAGCUCCCGCGGUGAUUCUGUGAUUUCUAGGACACACUGGGUCAGCCACAAAGUGGAGCGCAGGGGGGUGGGGGGCUGCAAGCAGGGCCAAGGACAGGGAGGAGAAAGGUGCCAGGAAGGCUGCAGAGGUGGUGCAAACUUGUCUGUGCAGGGGGCUGAGGGCAUGUCUAGUCUCCCUUGGCUGCCCCUGUGUCUGUCCACUGGUACUGGUGGCCUCUGAGUGGCUCAACAGUGAGGAUCACCCUUGCUUUUCUCAGCUGCCUGUGAUGCUGCUGUCCCCCGUCGCCCCGUGGCCCCACGAUGACCCACAGCCCCGCGACAAGCGAGGACGAGGAAAGACACAGUGCCAGCGAGUGUCCCGAGGGGGGCUCAGAAUCGGACAGCUCCCCAGACGGGCCAGGAAGAGGCCCCCAGGGGACUCGGGGCCGAGGCAGCGGAGCACCUGGUAACCUGGCCUCUACCCGAGGCCUCCAGGGACGCUCCAUGUCUGUCCCUGACGACGCCCACUUCAGCAUGAUGGUUUUCAGGAUUGGCAUCCCUGACUUGCAUCAGACGAAAUGCCUACGCUUCAACCCAGAUGCCACCAUCUGGACAGCCAAACAGCAAGUACUCUGUGCCCUGAGCGAGAGUCUACAGGACGUGCUGAACUAUGGACUGUUCCAGCCAGCCACCUCAGGCCGGGAUGCCAACUUCUUGGAGGAGGAGAGGCUUCUAAGAGAGUACCCUCAGUCCUUUGAGAAAGGGGUACCCUACCUGGAGUUCCGCUACAAGACCCGAGUCUACAAACAGACCAACCUGGAUGAGAAACAGCUGGCCAAGCUGCACACAAAGACUGGGUUGAAGAAGUUCCUGGAAUAUGUGCAGCUUGGGACGUCUGACAAGGUGGCAAGGCUGCUGGACAAGGGGCUGGACCCCAACUACCACGACUCAGAUUCAGGAGAGACACCUUUGACCCUGGCGGCCCAGACUGAAGGCUCAGUAGAGGUGAUUCGGACGCUGUGCCUGGGCGGGGCGCAUAUAGACUUCAGGGCCCGGGAUGGCAUGACAGCGCUUCACAAAGCUGCAUGUGCCCGGCACUGCCUGGCGCUCACGGCACUUCUGGACCUUGGGGGCUCCCCCAACUACAAGGACCGACGAGGGCUGACCCCCCUGUUCCACACAGCUAUGGUGGGGGGAGACCCCCGCUGCUGCGAGCUACUUCUGUACAACAGGGCCCAGCUGGGCAUUGCAGAUGAGAACGGCUGGCAGGAAAUCCAUCAGGCCUGCCAACGAGGGCACUCUCAGCACCUGGAACACCUGCUCUUCUAUGGGGCUGAGCCUGGAGCCCAGAAUGCCUCAGGAAACACGGCCCUGCACAUCUGUGCUCUCUACAACAAGGAGACCUGUGCCAGGAUCCUCCUUUAUCGUGGAGCAAACAAGGAUGUGAAAAAUAACAAUGGACAGACACCCUUCCAGGUGGCUGUGAUUGCUGGGAAUUUUGAGCUGGGGGAACUGAUUCGUAACCAUCGGGAACAGGAUGUGGUACCUUUCCAGGAGUCCCCCAAGUAUGCAGCCCGGCGUCGGGGACCCCCAGGCGCAGGGCUGACUGUACCCCCAGCGCUGCUGCGAGCUAACAGUGACACGAGCAUGGCGCUGCCUGAUUGGAUGGUGUUUUCGGCCCCAGGGGCCUCAUCCUCUGGGACCCCUGGCCCUACCUCAGGAUCCCAGGGCCAGUCACAGCCCUCGGCCCCCAGCACCAAACUCAGUAGUGGGACCCUCAGAAGUGCCAGCAGUCCCCGAGGAGCCCGGGCACGCUCCCCGUCCCGGGGGAGACAUCCUGAAGACGCCAAGAGACAACCUCGAGGCCGGCCCAGCUCCAGCGGGACACCCCGAGAUGGGCCGGCUGGGGGAACUGGGGGCUCAGGGGGCCCUGGGGGCUCCCUGGGCAGCAGAGGCAGACGUAGGAAGCUCUAUUCAGCGGUACCCGGUCGCUCCUUCAUGGCGGUGAAGUCCUACCAGGCGCAAGGCGAGGGGGAGAUCUCUCUGAGUAAAGGCGAAAAGAUCAAAGUGCUCAGCAUCGGGGAAGGAGGCUUCUGGGAAGGCCAGGUCAAAGGUCGAGUUGGCUGGUUCCCUUCUGACUGCCUAGAAGAGGUGGCAAACCGUUCCCAGGAGGGAAGACAAGAAAGCCGAAGUGACAAGGCAAAGAGACUCUUCAGGCAUUACACAGUGGGCUCCUAUGACAGCUUCGAUGCCCCAAGUCUGAUCGAUGGGAUUGACUCAGGGAGUGAUUACAUCAUCAAGGAGAAGACAGUCUUACUGCAGAAGAAGGACAGUGAGGGGUUCGGGUUCGUGCUCCGGGGGGCCAAGGCGCAGACCCCCAUCGAGGAAUUCACCCCCACCCCGGCCUUCCCGGCGCUGCAGUACCUCGAGUCUGUGGACGAGGGUGGCGUGGCAUGGCGGGCUGGACUACGAAUGGGAGACUUCCUCAUCGAGGUGAACGGACAGAAUGUAGUGAAGGUUGGCCACCGUCAGGUGGUCAACAUGAUCCGACAGGGAGGCAACACACUGAUGGUCAAGGUGGUGAUGGUGACCAGACACCCAGACAUGGAUGAGGCUGUCCACAAGAAAGCAUCCCAGCAGGCUAAGCGGCUCCCGCCCCCAGCCAUCUCCCUGCGUUCCAAGUCUAUGACCUCAGAGCUGGAGGAAAUGGUCUCCCCCUGGAAGAAGAAAAUUGAAUACGAACAACAGCCUGCAGCAGUGCCCAGCAUGGAGAAAAAGCGGACUGUGUAUCAGAUGGCACUCAACAAACUGGAUGAGAUCUUGGCUGCAGCUCAGCAGACCAUCAGUGCAAGUGAGAGUCCUGGGCCUGGCGGCCUCGCAUCCCUGGGCAAGCACCGACCCAAAGGAUUCUUUGCCACUGAGUCGAGCUUUGAUCCUCACCACCGCUCCCAGCCAAGUUAUGACCGGCCUUCUUUCCUGCCUCCCGGACCUGGCCUUAUGCUCCGGCAGAAAUCUAUCGGGGCUGCGGAAGAUGACAGACCCUACCUAGCACCCCCAGCCAUGAAAUUCAGUCGUAGCCUGUCAGUCCCGGGUUCAGAGGACAUACCCCCACCACCCACUACAUCCCCACCAGAGCCGCCCUAUAGCACACCUCCGGCCCCCUCCUCUUCCGGCCGCCUCACUCCCUCGCCUCGGGGAGGGCCCUUUAACCCUGGUUCCGGGGGUCCCCUUCCCGCCUCCUCACCUUCAUCUUUCGAUGGGCCAUCUCCUCCUGACCCCCGUAGUGGGGGCCGAGAGAAGAGCCUAUAUCACAGUGGCGCCCUACCCCCUGCCCACCACCACCCACCUCAUCACCACCAUCAUCACGCCCCACCUCCUCAGCCCCACCAUCACCAUGCGCAUCCUCCCCACCCACCGGAGAUGGAGACAGGAGGUUCCCCCGACGAUCCCCCACCUCGAUUGGCUCUGGGACCCCAGCCCAGCCUUCGAGGCUGGCGAGGUGGAGGACCCAGCCCGACCUCGGGGGCCCCAUCACCUUCCCACCACAGUAGCAGCGGAGGCAGUAGCGGUCCUGCUCAGGCUCCCGCCCUGCGCUACUUCCAGCUGCCCCCGAGGGCGGCCAGUGCGGCUAUGUACGUACCAGCCCGCUCCGGCCGCGGUCGCAAAGGCCCGCUGGUCAAGCAGACCAAAGUGGAAGGCGAGCCCCAAAAGGGCAGCCUCCCUCCCGCGUCCUCUCCAACAUCCCCGGCGUUGCCUCGGUCCGAACCACCUCCGGCCGGGCCGUCGGAGAAAAAUUCCAUCCCUAUCCCUACCAUCAUCAUCAAAGCCCCAUCUACCAGUAGCAGCGGCCGCAGUAGCCAGGGAAGCAGCACAGAGGCUGAGCCCCCCACCCAGCCCGACGGCGCGGGCGGCGGAGGAUCCUCGCCUAGCCCUGCACCUGCCACGUCCCCUGUACCGCCGUCCCCGUCGCCCGUGCCCACCCCUGCGUCACCCAGCGGCCCGGCCACCCUGGAUUUCACUAGCCAGUUUGGAGCAGCCCUAGUGGGCGCGGCGCGGAGGGAGGGAGGCUGGCAAAACGAAGCCCGGCGGCGGUCCACGCUAUUCCUGUCCACCGACGCAGGAGAUGAGGAUGGAGGCGACAGCGGGCUGGGCCCGGGGGCGCCCCCGGGUCCCCGGCUGCGCCAUUCCAAAUCCAUUGAUGAAGGCAUGUUCUCCGCCGAGCCGUACCUCCGGCUGGAGUCGGGGGGCAGCAGCGGGGGCUACGGGGCAUACGCAGCGGGCAGCCGAGCCUACGGGGGCAGCGGGAGCAGCAGCGCCUUCACCAGCUUCCUCCCCCCGCGGCCCCUGGUGCAUCCGCUGACCGGCAAAGCCUUGGAUCCCGCCUCUCCGCUGGGGCUGGCCUUGGCCGCCCGGGAGCGGGCCUUGAAGGAGUCCUCGGAGGGCGGGGUCACCCCUCAGCCGCCCCCGAGACCUCCAUCACCACGCUACGACGCCCCACCGCCCACCCUUCACCACCACUCGCCCCAUUCACCCCAUUCGCCACAUGCGCGUCAUGAGCCAGUGUUGCGCCUCUGGGGAGACCCGGCGCGCCGGGAGCUGGGGUACCGGGCAGGCCUAGGGAGUCAGGAGAAGGCCCUUACCGCUAGUCCACCUGCAGCUCGCCGCUCGCUACUGCACCGUCUUCCCCCGACGGCUCCCGGGGUCGGGCCGCUCCUGCUUCAACUGGGGCCGGAGCCCCCAACUCCCCAUCCUGGGGUGAGCAAGGCCUGGCGCACAGCAGCCCCCGAGGAGCCAGAGCGGCUGCCUCUGCAUGUGCGAUUCCUUGAAAAUUGCCAGGCCCGGCCUCCUCCAGCUGGCACGAGAGGGUCCUCCACUGAAGAUGGGCCUGGGGUUCCGCCUCCCAGCCCUCGCAGAGUCUUGCCAACCUCUCCCACUUCCCCGCGAGGCAACGAGGAGAACGGCCUUCCGCUACUGGUCCUGCCACCGCCAGCCCCUUCGGUGGAUGUGGACGACGGCGAGUUCUUGUUUGCGGAGCCGCUGCCUCCACCCCUGGAGUUUUCCAAUAGCUUCGAAAAGCCAGAGUCGCCUCUCACACCCGGGCCUCCCCACCCGCUGCCUGACCCUCCCUCCCCAGCUACCCCUCUACCCGCAGCCCCACCUCCGGCUGUGGCCGCCGCCCCUCCCACCUUGGACUCCACAGCAUCCAGCCUGACCUCUUAUGACAGCGAAGUGGCCACGUUGACCCAGGGGGCUCCCGCGGCUCCUGGGGACCCUCCUGCUCCAGGCCCUCCGGCCCCGGCAGCUCCAGCUCCUCCAGCACCGCAGCCAGGCCCCGACCCUCCACCUGGCACAGAUUCUGGAAUUGAGGAGGUGGACAGUCGGAGCAGCAGCGAUCACCCGCUGGAGACCAUCAGCAGUGCAUCCACACUCAGCAGCUUGUCCGCCGAAGGAGGAGGCAACACAGGGGGCGUGGCUGGGGGCGGGGCCGGGGUGGCCAGCGGGACGGAGCUCCUGGACACCUACGUUGCCUACCUGGAUGGCCAGGCCUUCGGGGGCAGUGGGACUCCUGGCCCACCAUAUCCCCCUCAGCUCAUGACUCCUUCUAAGCUCCGGGGCAGGGCGCUUGGGACUAGUGGAAAUUUGAGACCUGGUCCCAGUGGGGGACUUCGAGAUCCUGUCACCCCCACCAGCCCCACCGUCUCUGUGACAGGAGCUGGAACAGAUGGGCUACUGGCCUUGAGUGCUUGUUCUGGACCCUCAACGGCAGGUGUGGCAGGGGGUCCCGUGGCGGUUGAGCCAGAAGUCCCGCCUGUACCUUUGCCCACUGCCUCAUCCCUGCCUCGGAAGCUACUACCAUGGGAGGAGGGUCCGGGACCACCACCACCACCCCUGCCAGGGCCCCUGUCCCAGCCUCAGGCCUCUGCCUUGGCCACGGUCAAAGCCAGCAUCAUCAGCGAACUCAGCUCCAAGCUCCAGCAGUUUGGUGGGGCCUCUACCGCGGGAGGAGCUCUGCCUUGGGCUCGGGGAGGCAGCGGGGGCAGCACAGACAGCCACCACGGAGGAGCCAGUUACAUCCCAGAGAGGACCUCCUCCCUGCAGCGGCAGAGGCUCUCCGAAGACUCCCAGACCUCUCUCCUCUCCAAACCCAGCAGCAGCAUCUUUCAGAACUGGCCUAAACCCCCUCUGCCACCACUCCCCACCGGAUCUGGGGUCUCCUCUUCAACAGCUGCAGCCCCAGGAGCUACAUCCCCUUCAGCCUCAUCUGCCUCAGCUUCCACCAGACACCUGCAGGGUGUGGAAUUUGAGAUGCGGCCUCCGCUGCUCCGCCGGGCACCCAGCCCCUCGCUGCUGCCUGCCUCGGAUCACAAGGUCAGCCCAGCGCCCAGGCCCUCUUCUUUGCCCAUCCUGCCUUCAGGACCCCUCUACCCGGGCCUCUUCGACAUCCGUAGCUCUCCGACCGGAGGGGCAGGAGGCUCGGCUGACCCCUUCGCUCCCGUCUUUGUGCCACCACACCCCGGGAUAUCUGGGGGUCUUGGAGGAGCCUUGUCUGGGGCCUCUCGCUCCCUAUCACCCACCCGCCUGCUCUCGCUGCCCCCGGACAAGCCGUUCGGCGCCAAGCCUCUAGGGUUCUGGACCAAGUUUGACGUCGCUGAUUGGCUGGAGUGGCUGGGCUUAUCAGAGCAUCGAGCCCAGUUCCUGGACCACGAGAUUGAUGGCUCCCAUCUGCCCGCCUUGACCAAGGAGGACUAUGUGGACCUGGGCGUGACCAGGGUGGGCCACCGUAUGAACAUUGACCGGGCUCUCAAAUUUUUCCUGGAGAGGUGAUGGCUGGCCUGGACGGACCAGCCCGUCCAUAGGACCCUUGAGCCUGCUGACCUCUUGACCUCUGACCCCUCUGACCAUCAUUCUCUCCCCUCUCCCCUCAGGGGGCCAGGGACUCUGCUAAAACUGUGCCUGGCCCCAUCUCCCCAGGCCUGACUGAGGUCCCCAGGUGGACCCGAUGCGGGCCAGACAAUGGCACCUCGCAAGAGGUGGGCAGCUGACACAAGACUGCAAGUGGAGUAGAGGGGGGGAUUAGACAAAAAUGACAAAGGGGUACUGAAGAAGGAGGGAAAGGCCGACUGGGGGUGGGGGGACAGACAGAGCCAUAGAGGGUCAGCCCAGAGCCUGACCUGAUGGGGUCCUGGGAAGGUGUGCCCUCCGAUUCCAUCAUUCGCGCCCCUCAAAUAACCCUUUUCACCUCUCCAGGCCCCUCAGUCUUCCCUCUCUCCGUGGCACACUCAGCUGCCCAGCCCCCGGCCUCUUGCACGCCUGUUCCCCUUCCUGGCUGCAGUUUUUGCACAAGCUUGCCCCCUGGCUGUCUUGCACACCUCUGGCCUGCUGAGGCCCUCUCCGCUCCCCAACACGCUGCAUUCUUUUUUUUUUUUUCUUUUCUUUCUUUUUUUUUUUUUUUUUUUUUUUUUCCUCAAGCGCCACCGCCUUCGCUAGCUUGCUCUCUGCAUACUUGCUUCUGGGGGAGAGGGGUUACUGCACCCUUUCUUUCUCUAGCCACCCUGGUCCCAUGCUGCAGACACACAUGGGACUUUCCUUCCCUCUCCUGCUCCCAGACCCAGGCAUACUCCCAUAGCCCCUGGCCACCCGUGCUCUCUGCUCUCUCUGUACAUGCUCUGAACACACUCACCUCCGCUCUCACGUCCAGGGCCACUUUCCUGUCUUGCCACCCCUAAGCCCUUACUCUCCCUCUCAUGGUGGCACUCCUGUGCCCGGCCUUCUCUAUUUUCUCUGACACUUAGCACACCCCUCACACUCAUGGCCCUGAACUCUUUCCAAAUGUUUAACCCCUUCUCCCCCGGCUCCUCAUCCUUCUCCUUCACAUUCCUGUUCACUGCUGUUUUGUUUUGUUUCCUGAGAAAGGGUUUCUCUGUGGAACCCUGGCUGUCCUGGAACUCAGAGAUUGCCUCUGCCUCCCAUAUGCUGGGAUUAAAGGCGUGCGUCACCACGCCAGGCUACUUCUGUUCACCGGUUUCCUUGCUUUCUUGUGUACCCUUGCACACUUCCUCUUGUGCACUUGCCCUCCCCGGCCCAUUCUCCACCCCUGCCCCCAGCCUCCUUCUUCUUUUUCUUCUUCUUCUUCUUCUUCUUUCUUCUUCUUCUUCUUCUUCUUCUUCUUCUUCUUCUUCUUCUUCUUCUUCUUCUUCUUCUUCUUCUUCUUCUUCUUUCUUCUUCUUCUUCUUCUUCUUCUUCUUCUUCUUCUUCUUCUUCUUCCUUCUUCUUCUUCUUCUUCUUCUUCUUCUUCUUCUUCUUCUUCUUCUUCUUCUUCUUCUUUCUUCUUCUUCUUCUUCUUCUUCUUCCUUCUUUAAUGGUGCUCAGGUAUGGGAUGUGCUUGCUGCGCUGUUCUGAUCUUUCUAGAUGACUUUCCCCAGUUGCCCUGCAGAGCCUGGCCUCUUUUUGGUUUGCGUAUUCGCCUCUCUGCAUACUCUUAGCCAGUCCUCUCUUCUCAUUUUCUGCACCCACCCUAGGUCUUCGCUCACCUCCCCCUGCUUUUCCUAGGGAGAGGAGACCCUGCGCAUGCACGCUGGCUCCCAGCUCACUAGGCUGUCACCCAGUCCUGUCAUUCUUAGACCAUUCAUCUGUCUGUCCAUUUUGCACGAAGAUUCCCCUCUCCUCCCCAACCCUUUCUUCUCUCCCAGAUUACGCCCCCAUCCUUACAGCAUGGCUCCUCCCUCCCCGCACGUUCCCCCUCCCUGCUUCUGGGGCUUGGGAAUUAAAGCCACCUCUCCUCCCCUAGGUAGCCCCCUCCCCUGCUGUGGAUAAAAGGGGAGAAGGCAUCGCCCUCAGGUUCCCCCCUAUGUUCAGCUGCCAAAGAAGGGAGCUCCCCUCCUUCCCCCCACCCCAUUCCCUAUAGCUGUCCCCAGGCGCCCCUGGGGCGCUCCAUCCACGAGGGGAGGGCCAGCCCCCUCCCCUCACCACGUCAGGGAAAUGCAGGGAACCUUGUGGGAGGGUCACGGGAGGGGGAGGGGUGGCGAGGGCUGGAGAGGUGGUGGCGCUGGGCCCCUACCCGCCCCCUCCCCCUGGUCGGAUGCCCCCCGUCCGCAGGGGGCCUGCGCGGCGCCUGUCUAUCAAGGGCUUGUUAAUUCCGGAUGGGUGCCGCGGGGUUGGGGAGGGCGUAAGGGGUGGGGGUGGGGGUGAAGGAGCGGGGAGAGGGAAGGGGGAGGGAUUGGAUGGGGGAGCGGGGUGGAGAGGAGAGACCAAGCAAAAAGAGAAACAAUAGCAAAAGAAAAAUAUACAAAGCAAAAUAAAAAUUAAAAAAAAAAACCCUAGAACACACAAAUCCAAAAGGGGGAAAAACCUGAAAUAAAAGCCCUAGAACUGUCUUCCAAGGGGGCGGGAGGGGACUUGAAAGGAGUUGAGCUCGUCCUGCAAGGUCGCAGGGAUAGGUUGUGACCAGGUUGGCGUUUCUGGCCGAGUGGAUGAGAGUGGAGGUUCGCCCCGCCCCCCACGCCCAACACGACUUUGCCGAGAGAAAUGGCUUUUGUAUCAGGUCAUUCUUUAUAAUUAAACUCACAGUAUCCACCCCCUCGA